AUACAAAAUUAAAAUUUAAUUUUUAUAUUCUGCUAUGUCAUACAUUUUGUUUACCGCCCUCGUAUAUAUUUGUGCUUUUUGGCCAGAAUAUUAAAAAUAUUUCGAGAUGUUCUCAGUUGUGUCUAAGGCUUUUGUAAUGGCACACGCAUUCGAUGCGCUUCAUCAGACUUGAACGUUCAUAUAGUACAUAAAUUUGGAAUAAGCGACAAGAAUGCAGUUGAUAAGCGUUGUAGGCAUUUUAUUGCUAUUAUGUUCGAAAAUUCAUCUAUACAAUGCCACCCAAGCGGACAAUAAUACAACGAAUGUGUUGAUCAAAUCUGAGCUCAGUGACGAUAUUGAUGAUGACUAUACUGAUUACGUGGAUGAGAAUGAAGUUAGCAAGCAAACACGGCAACGCAACCAGAGCGCAUUUGACAGAGUGGGCACUUUUUACUCCUGGGACCGUUGGGAGAAGUGGAGUAAGUGUUCCACUACUUGUGUGCAAAUUAAGCAACGGAAGUGCUUAGAGCGCUUCAAAAACUCGACCAUGGAGAGCACAGUGGAGAGGCGUUUCUACCCCGGCUAUGGUCAAAGUGGAUGUAGUGGAGUGCUGAAGCGUUAUCGCCAAUGCAAGGAGGAACGCUGCAAACCGGGAAAACAGCGAUUGCGCGAUGAACAAUGCGAAAAAUUUAAUAACAUGCCAUAUCGUGAGACUUUCUAUAAUUGGGUCGGAUAUGAGAAAGAACACGACGAGUGCAUGUUGUUCUGCCGCGCGGCUAACUCUGAUUUAUUCAUUAGUAUGAACCAAUCGGUCACCGAUGGCACGCCGUGCAACCGUCCGGCCGUAUACUAUACUCACUUCUACAGACGGCAGGCUGUGUGUGUGGAGGGUAUUUGUCGGGCGGUGCACAGCAGCGGGUUAAUACGUCCUGUUACGACGCGUGAUAGCCAAGUGAAAUGUGGUUCGGUAAUGUGCAAACAUGUCUCUGUACUGUUCAACAAAACGAAUCCAACAAAGGGAUAUAAUUACAUUACGAAACUACCAGUUGGAGCAAUGAAUCUAUCGAUUAGGCAAAAUAUACAAAGCAAUAAUUCAUUGGCUUUGAAAACUGCCGAGGAAGUCUUGCUCAUACCAAGAAAUCAGUUAAAGAUAUUCAACUUUAAUGAUAAUGCUUACGAAUAUAAUAAGCUAAAUGCUUUGCUUACAUCAAGAGGUCCGCUCGCCAAGGCUGUGAUUCUGAUGCACUUCGUGGUUGACAUUCAGAGUGAGGUGAAUGAUAUUCAGUGUAAUUAUACCAUACCCAUAGCCUCUUCCACUGUCAACGAAGGAGAGGAACUGCAGGCUAUCUGGGAUGAGUCGGGUAAGCUCAUUAAUGAUACCGAUGCCAGCUAUGCGCAGCGCAUUAAGGAACGAAAACGUCGCCGAUUUAGUUGGAAAUUGUUGGGUUUCGGUGAAUGUAAUCGCAGCUGUGGUCCGGGCACCCAAACACCCAUAUUCCGCUGUGUGUUAAUGCGGGAAUCCUUAAUCCGAUAUUAUUCGCCACGUCGCUGCGCCUACAUAGAAAAGCCGACUUUCAAUGACGACAUCUACAACUGCAAUCGUGGCCUCUGUCCGGCCUUUUGGCGUCCGAGCAACUUCAGUAAAUGCGAAUGUCCGCAUGGGAGUUCCAAUGGACUGCGCAGUCGACAAUUUGAGUGCAUGCAGGAGCAAAUAAAGGGCAAUGUUGAGCUAGUGCCAGACACACUGUGUCCUGUCAGAGAGAAUCAAUGGGAGUCCUGCCAUUGCCAAAGUAAAAACCAAAAAGAAUAGUCAUUUCAAUCUGUGUGCUCAGGCUUAGGCAAUGUUUUGUGAGCUAACUAUGCCUAGCGUGAAUUGUCUUUAAUGUAUUACGCAGAAGUCAAAGAAGCGGGUCAAUAAAGACGAUUAUCCAUUUAAAAUCUAUGACUUCGUAGU
Drosophila hydei is the source of this 1933-nucleotide messenger RNA. Its product is annotated as thrombospondin type-1 domain-containing protein 4-like. Gene Ontology annotation, cellular component: extracellular matrix. The transcript is spliced from 6 exons. The coding region runs from base 212 to 1789 and encodes 525 amino acids. Gene Ontology annotation, molecular function: metalloendopeptidase activity. The record is from RefSeq and is a predicted model, not a curated record. Gene Ontology annotation, biological process: extracellular matrix organization. NCBI's taxonomy places the organism in Eukaryota, Metazoa, Arthropoda, Insecta, Diptera, Drosophilidae.